GGCAAGGAACUGUGGGAGAUGAGGCAGGAUUCAGUGUUGACUUCAGCGGGGCAGGUAUGCUGGAACAGGAGGUGCAGAUCGUCGGCCCGUCGGGUGUUGACGUCGUGUACGACACCCGGGAGCUGGGUCACCUCUGGCGUGACUACAUCUACGAGGCUGAGGAGCCCGGGCGAUACCAGAUCUACGUGAGAUACGCUGGCUUUGAACUGCCUGGAUGCCCAUUCACGCAGGAGAUAGCUGAUGGCGGAAUGCCUAGCGCCAGUGGGAGUGGUCUGUUCUUCGCUGAGCAAGACAAACCAGCCCAAUUCAUCGUGGACGUUGGACGACGCAAGGGAGACCUUAGAGUUUCUGUCAAUGGCCCCACCUCUGUUGGCAGAUGUACUGUGGACCCCAAUACAGACGGCUCCUACACUGUCACCUACGUGCCAGUGGAGACUGGAAUAUUUAAUGUGAACCUGUCGUGGAAUGGCACUGACAUACCAGGGAGCCCAUAUCACCCGAAGGUGGUGGACGUACGCAAGGUGCGCGUGAUCGGGGGCUGGCAGCACUUCAUGGACAGCAAUGAGAGGGUCAACCUGGUGGUGGGAGAGCGUAAACAGCUGCCAUUUGAUAUCGCUGAGGCCGGACCAGGAACACUGAGGGCGGAGGUGAAGGGUCCCUCUGGGUCAUUGCACGCGUCUGUAGACAACCAUACGAUGGGCAAGUCAGUUGUUGAGUUCAUACCUGAGGAGGAGGGCUCCCACUACAUUCACCUGUUCUGGUCUGACCUGCCGCUGGUUAACUCCCCAUUCCACGGGUACGCCAUUCAGCAGGUGCCCGACGCCAGCAAGCUCAUCCUUACUGGGCGGGGCCUGAAGGAGGCAACAGUGAGGGAGGAGGCGGAGUUUGUCAUCGACGGCUCACAGGCGGGAAAAGGAUCACCUGACGUAGUUCUCAGCGGAGUCCGUGAUGAAGUGAAUGUCAGAGUAAGCCCCCUGGGCAAUGGCAAGUUCCGCUGUAACUAUGUCGCAACAGUACCAGGCGCCUAUCUUCUCCACAUCACGUGGAAUGGGCGCCAACUCCGUGGUUCCCCCUACAAAGUGAACGUGAUCGGAGCGUUCUACCCGAACCGUGUCGUUGUGAGUGGGGAAGGUCUACGCGGAGGAAUCCUCGGUCAACGUAUUGACGUGGUGAUCGAUACACGAAAGGCUGGGCCAGGUGAGCUGACAGCGCACUGCAUGGGCCCCCACCAGGUGGCAUUCUGUGAGCUGGCAGACAGCAAGGACGGCACAUUCAACCUGGGAAUCAAGGCUCAGGAGUCCGGCCGCCACGUUCUACAGAUCAAAUAUGGCGGCGAGCAUGUAGAGGGUAGCCCAUUCACAUUCAAGGUGAACUCUCGUCCAGAUGCCAGCAAGGUGCGUGUGCAUGGCCCCGGCGUGGAGAAUGGUAUCCUCGCAACCUACGUCAGCAAGUUCAUCGUGGAAACCAAAGGGGCAGGGGCCGGGCAGCUCACUGUGAGAAUUAGGGGACCCAAAGGGGCGUUCCAGGUGGAGAUGUACCGUGACAGUCAGCGUGACCGUACGAUUGUGUGCCGUUUUGACCCCACGGAGUGUGGGAUGUACAUCAUCCAGGUGCGCUGGUCCAAUGUGGACGUGCCUGGGUCACCAUUCAAUGUGCACAUCCUUGAUACCACAGAAGAGUUAGAACAGGUGCUGAAUGAGAACUCAUACUCGAUUGGUACACCGCGAAGCCAGAGUAGCUAUGGUAACCGGCCUGCCACCCGCAUGGUACACCAAGGAGGGAGCCUCCCUGCACCCAGGACCCAGUACGGACAGUGGAGGGGACAGGUGUAUCCUGGGCAGUAGACAGGGAAAUGUGGAAACGGGGAAUAUGGAUGGAAAAAUGGAAGAAAAACUUGUGUCAAAACUGGACUGUUUAUGUUUAAUGUGGAACACCGGUACAGUGGAGAGAAAAUGGAGCAUAAUUGCUUAAAACUGGAAUGUGAAGGGAGAAUAUAUAACUUCCGACUGGAAUAAACACAUCAAAAGAUGCCAAAAUUUACAUAUUAGUAUACCACACCAAGUACAAAUGAAUAUGUCAGAAAAUGAUUGACAAUAGAACACAAUUUCAGAAAUGCAUAUUUAAUAAUAAUGUAUAAUGGAUGUGACAAUACAAUUUGAAAUUUUGCGAUACAUGUAAUAUUUAUUUGGUCAAACAUAAAUUAAAUAUAAAUGAAACAUAAUGUAAUGUGUGAUAUUAGAUGUUUACAAUCAGAAAUAUCAGAUGCUGAUCGGUCUUAAAGUGGUGACAAUUCAUCAUGUAUGUUGAAAGUUACCAAAGUUUGUUUAAAGAAUACAUGUAUUAUAUGUGUUUGUUUAAUUUUACUUUACCAUCGUCAUUGUUUAUGCAACAUACAGGCAACAGAAUGGUUAUUUUGCUGAAUAAUUCACUAUUUGCUUAAUAAUGUAUGUACAUGUAUAAUAAUGUAUAUGAUUAUCAAACACAUUCCAUAGUUUAUUCGCUGAUAUUAUGUUUAUACACUUUAAGAGUUUAAAAGUAUUUUGCAUCAAUUUACUCACGUUACACAGAUUACUAACAGCUGCGCAUUUAUCUGCGUUUGUGGUAGAGUAUCAUAUAAACUUUAUUAGUCAAAAUAUUGUUGUGUAAUGAAUUAAGAGUAGAUUUCUUAUAGUGGUAAUAUUACAAUACAGCUGUACAAAUAUAUUAUAUCUUUUUUUUAAUGAAAAUAUGUUUGAUGCAUAGUUCUCGUUAAGAAUUUUGUUUAUAUUUCUUUAUUGACAUUGUUAAACGUUUUUGUGUAGUGGGAUUGUUUAUAAAAAUGUUAUUUUUGUUAUGUGAUUUACCCAUUGCAGAACUAAGCAAAACUUUGUAGUUUUUAUAUAAUAUACAUGUAAUAUACAAUAGAAAAUACUCUUUAUUAUAUAAACUUGUAAAUAAAGUUACACAAUAAAAUUCGUUUUUGUA
Molecule: messenger RNA, 2964 nt
Organism: Dreissena polymorpha
Lineage: Eukaryota; Metazoa; Mollusca; Bivalvia; Myida; Dreissenidae
Product: filamin-A-like
Exons: 12
Coding region: 57-1844 (595 amino acids)
Biological process (GO): actin cytoskeleton organization
Molecular function (GO): actin filament binding
Source: RefSeq, a predicted model, not a curated record